UGUUAUACUGUAAUACAACUUUUUCUUGUAGUGAAUGUUUAAAACGCUAAUUAUUUUGACGACUAUUACCAGAUCGCUAACCUAAUACCGUAGGUGUUGUGUGGAUUCUGGCUAGACGGAAUAUAUAAAAGCAUCUAGCUGACAACAUGAGGUGGAGAGCGGCUCAUUCCAGCAAGCUCAAAGGGGAAGCGUUCAUGCUCUACUACACACCCGUUUGGAUAGGCAUCAUGGCUGUCAUUGUGCUCGGAAAAUGGUACGAGCGUUUCUCCUCAAACGAUUACCUUCUCACAGGUCUCUGUCUGUCUCUACCGUGCAUUCUAGUGCCUCUCGUUCUAGCAAGAAGUGAUCCAACCGAAAAACACACCCCUAUUUUUAAUCGCUACAUCAUCAAAGCUAACAUCUUUAUCGCUAUCAUUAGCUACCUUGGAAACCAUUUUUACACACAUUACUUCUACAAAGUUCUUGGUAUGCGAUAUACUGGUCCACUGGCGGAAGGAAAAGGCUGGGACAUCAAUCAUGUGCCUGCCUCAAUGUACGCAAUGACUCAUGUCUACUUCAUGAGUUAUCACGUCUUGGUGACACCUGUACUAAGAGCUACUAAUUCAUUAUUUACAAGCCGUAACCUCAAGUUAACGAGUUUGGUCGUGGUGGUGUGUGUGGUUGCCUUCCUGACUGCAUUUGCCGAGACUUUAACAAUUAGUGGAUUUCCUUACUACACGUAUCCUGAUUUCUACCAGAUGCUCACUAAAGGAUCGGUGUUUUACUGUACUUUCUUUGUUGUGACGUUUCCGUGGUUUUAUCGAAUGGACGAAGAUCCCACUGACCUUUGGCCUAUUGGCCGUGUUGCCAUGGAAGCAUUGGCUGCUAUGAUGGUAGUGCUCUUGUGUGCGGACAUUUGGAGACUGUUAAUUGAGAGAUUUGGCAGUCUACCUAUUGAUGUGCCUUAUGCCUAGCUACGUAUGUAUGAUACUCAGUGAACACUUUGCAAUUGUAAUUGUAUGUCUGGUAUGCAUACCGUAUGUUAUGUGAUACGUACACAACACUGUAUUACUAGAAUAUUUUGCGGCUGAAA
Halichondria panicea is the source of this 1072-nucleotide messenger RNA. RefSeq lists its product as uncharacterized. The transcript is spliced from 2 exons. NCBI's taxonomy places the organism in Eukaryota, Metazoa, Porifera, Demospongiae, Suberitida, Halichondriidae. Gene Ontology annotation, molecular function: cycloeucalenol cycloisomerase activity. The record is from RefSeq and is a predicted model, not a curated record. Bases 147 to 953 code for a protein of 268 amino acids.